This is a messenger RNA of Heterostelium album PN500, 2955 nucleotides long. Its product is annotated as LIM-type zinc finger-containing protein. Gene Ontology annotation, cellular component: cytosol. Gene Ontology annotation, biological process: protein dephosphorylation. Gene Ontology annotation, molecular function: protein tyrosine phosphatase activity; phosphatidylinositol-3,4,5-trisphosphate 3-phosphatase activity. The record is from RefSeq and is a predicted model, not a curated record. The transcript is spliced from 8 exons. Lineage: Eukaryota; Evosea; Eumycetozoa; Acytosteliales; Acytosteliaceae. Bases 1 to 2955 code for a protein of 984 amino acids.
AUGGAUUUCGUUCGUAAAAUGGUAUCAAAGAAGAAGAGAAGAUUUGAAUGGGGAACAUUCGAUCUUGAUCUCACCUAUAUCAACGAUAGGAUCAUUGCUAUGGGUUUUCCGAGUGAAUCAAUCGAAGGUCUUUAUAGAAAUAAUAUGAAAGAUGUAUGUCGUAAUGUCCAUUUCUAUAGGGAUAUAUCACUAAUAUUAAUAAUCCAUUCUUUCUGGACAACUUAUUGUAGGUACAAAGAUUCUUUAAUACUCUUCAUAAUGGACAUUAUAAAGUUUAUAAUUUGUAUAUGUAGUGAAAGAAAAUAUUCACAUGAUAAAUUUGCAAACAAUGUUUCGGAAUAUCCAUUCGAUGAUCAUAAUCCUCCAGCUUUGGAGGUCAUUGUUAAAUUCUGUGAGGAUGUGGAGAGUUGGCUGGAGGAGCAUCCUGAGAAUGUCGCUGCCAUUCACUGUAAAGCCGGAAAGGGAAGAACUGGAACUAUGAUUGCCUGUUGGCUUCUCUAUAACAGAUCGUGUCAGACCGGUUCGGAAUCGAUUAGAAUGUUUGGCAACAAGAGAACACACAAUGGCAAAGGUAUCACUAUCCCGAGCCAAGCGAGAUACGUCCGUUACUUUGAAGCACUGCUCCAGUAUGGCAAACCGAUUCCACCCGUUCCAAACCAUGUCACUAAAAUCCUCUCGACAAUUCGUAUCAAUCCACUGCCAAACUUUAAUAUCUCUGGUGGAUGUGAACCAUAUCUCUCGAUUGGACAACAAGAUAAAUCGGUAUUCUAUACCAAACCAAUGGGAACAACCAUUGUUGAGAUUGAUUGUGGAAAUAUAAUAUUGUCAAGUGAUGUAAAAAUACAAUUUUAUAAUAAGAAUUCAAAGGGACAUAUGUUUAGUUUUUGUUUCCAUACUGCUUUUAUUGAAGGUUCUAAAAUGCAUAUUAGAAGACAGGAAAUCGAUAAAGCACACAAAGACUCUACACAUAAACAUUUCCAUCCAAAUUUUUCGAUUGAACUACAGUUUGCAGAAGAUCUUGAAGAUGAAUUCGAUGAAAUUACAUUACAAGAUAGUUCUACAUCUUCAGAUUCAAAUAAUAAUAAUAAUAAUAAUAAUAAUAAUAGUAAUCCAUUUUCAACAACAUUCCAAACUGGUCUUACAAAAUUAUACAACAAUAAGACAACCAAUGUUUCCAACAACAACAAUAACAACAACAACAACAAUAGUAAUCCAUUAGUAAAAUCAACCGAUCAACAACAACAAUCAAAACAAACAGAUAACAAUAACAAUAAUAAUAACAAUAGCAACAGAGAUAGAAAUCAAUCAAUUAAACUAUUUACAUGUCCAAAAUGUAAUGAAAUGAUAUAUCCAACCGAUGUAUCACUUAACGACGGUCAGAAUAACUACCAUUGGAGGUGUAUGAAGUGUAUGAGAUGUCAGAAAUCACUUUUAAAUGAAAGUGAUUGUUUAUUCCAAGAGAAUGGUGAUAUUCAUUGUGCUGAUUGUGCUACGAAUAGUGGAUUUUUCAAGCAAUGCAGUGGAUGCUCAAAAGUUAUAAAGACAUCGGAUUUUGAAGAGGUUGGUGAACUCAUUUUCCACAGAUCAUGUUUCUGUUGCUCGGUGUGCUUCAACUACCUCUCGAAUCAAGAGUUUAUCAUUAAAGACAAACUUUUAGAGUGUAUCAAGUGUAUCGAGAGAGAGAAGAACUUUUAUAAAGGAUUAACCUUGAGCGACAAGGUUAUGAAGAAUCUGACGUUGGAUGAUGAUAAGUCGACUACAAUAAAACCAACAACACAACAACCACAACAACAACAACAACCAACACCACAACCCAUUAAACCUGAAGCAACAAUCAAUACAUCAAUAACAAACGAUAAACAACAAGAAGAAGAACAACAACAACUAGAUGACAAUAACAAUAAUUCAUUAAUAACAUGCCAAAAAUGUCGGAAGAGUGUUGGAUUACGUCCACUUAUUUUAGAUAUUGGUGUAUGGCAUAAAAAUGAGAAACCAAUAUGUUGUGACUGUGACAAGAAAUUAAAUAAAAUAGAUGAAUUCUAUUGUCAUGCAUGUAAAUUGGUUAUUAGUGAUGAAGAGAUGAUGGAAGCAAUCGGUGAGAAAUGGCAUGUCGAUUGUUUGGUUUGCUCUGUUUGUAGGAGACAGAUCGAUGGUCCUUUCGGCGAUGAGAACGGUACCAUCUAUUGUAAAGAACACUAUGAAGAGAUCUUUGGUACAAAGUGUACUGCUUGUAAUAAUAUUAUUGUCGGUACCUAUCUCAAAGUAAAUGGUAAGAAUCUACAUAGUCGUUGCUUCAAAUGUUAUAUUUGCGACGAUGUAUUAGAAGGUGGAAAGUACUACUCUAGAGGCGCCGCAGAAGUCUGUGAGAGGUGUAGACACGUCGAGAUUCAAAAGAGAAGAACUCAAAUUCAAUUGAUCGGUUCAAGAAACACAUUGAAUAUGAGUAACAAUUCAAAUUUAAGAUUAUCAAAUAAUAAUCUUAAUAAUAGUAUUAAUAAUAGUAAUAGUAAUAAUAGUAAUAAUAAUAGUAGUAAUAAUAAUUUAAAUACAUUGACAACACCUUCGAUUUUAUCGAAUAGUAGUGCAGUCUCACCAUCUAGCUCACCUUCACCACCAUCGGAAUCAUAUCUUCUCGUCAAGAAACCAUCACCUACCAGACAGUCGGUUCGUGUCAAUAUCAACGAUAUCAAAGGUGGUUUUGUUAGUGGAUUCGGUAGCUUCAGUGCACCCGAUAAGAAACCAACCGCACAAGUAUUCCCAUCUUUCCACAGACAAAUGCAAAGAAUUGUCACCUCCAACAACAACAAUAAUAAUAACAAUAACAAUAAUAAUAAUAAUAAUAAUAUUGCUAACAACUCAACACCUACAACAUCACCCUUUAGAGCUGCAAGACCCACCAAGAAUAACACUCUACGAAGAGAUUUCUUAUCGACACAACAACAACAAUAUUGCUAA